GCCUGCUUCCUCUGCAUGGGGCCCUGCAGCAACCCCCGCCUGGGGCUCCCCGGUGGGGAGUCGCCCUCCCAGCCCCCCCAGAGGAGGAAGAAGAGAUACCUGCGGCAUGACAAGCCCCCCUACACCUACUUGGCCAUGAUCGCCCUGGUGAUCCAGGCCGCACCCUCCCGCAGGCUGAAGCUGGCCCAGAUCAUCCGUCAGGUCCAGGCCGUGUUCCCCUUCUUCAGGGACGAUUACGAGGGCUGGAAAGACUCCAUCCGCCACAACCUCUCCUCCAACCGAUGCUUCCGCAAGGUGCCCAAAGAUCCCGCGAAGCCCCAGGCCAAGGGCAACUUCUGGGCGGUCGACGUGAGCCUGAUCCCAGCCGAGGCGCUGCGGCUGCAGAACACGGCCCUGUGCAGGCGCUGGCAGAGCAGGGGCGCGAGGGGAGCCUUCGCCAAGGACCUGGGCCCCUAUGUGCUUCAUGGCCGGCCCUACCGGCCGCCCAGUCCCCAGCCGCCGCCCUGCGAGGGCUUCAGCAUAAAGUCUCUGCUAGGGGACUCCGGGGAGGGGGCGCUGCCGAGCAGCCCAAGUCGGUCAGGCUCAGUUCGCAUAGGGGAGGAAGAGGCACCCACUCCAGUCCCCUCCUCUGAGAGGCCUCUGUGGCCCGCCUGCCCCCUCCCAGGGUCCCUGAGAGCAGAAGGGGAGACUUCCCAGGGGGGAAACAGCAGGCCCUCGCCCCUCUCCCCUGAACCCAGAGCUUGGCCCCUCCACUUACUGCAGGGUACCCCAGGCCCUGGGGGACUCCCUGGUGGAAGCCACAGGGCCUCGCUUUGGGGGCAGCUACCUACCUCUUAUUUGCCCAUUUACACUCCCAACGUGGUGAUGCCAUUUGCCCCACUGCCACCCACCUCCUGCCCCCGGUGCCCCCCCUCAACCAGCACAGGCUAUUGGGGGGUGGUCCCUGAAACCCAUGGCCCCCCAAGGCUGCUCUGGGAUCUAGACGCCCUCUUCCAGGGGGUGCCACCCAACAAAAGCAUCUAUGAUGCGUGGGUUAGCCACCCCCGAGACCUGGCUGCCCCUACCCCAGGCUGGCUACUGUCCUGGUACAGCCUGUGA
Messenger RNA from Eubalaena glacialis (North Atlantic right whale), 1098 nucleotides. It is a transcript of the gene FOXH1, whose product is annotated as forkhead box H1. Bases 16 to 1098 code for a protein of 360 amino acids. Gene Ontology annotation, molecular function: sequence-specific DNA binding; DNA-binding transcription factor activity. The transcript has 3 exons. NCBI's taxonomy places the organism in Eukaryota, Metazoa, Chordata, Mammalia, Artiodactyla, Balaenidae. The record is from RefSeq and is a predicted model, not a curated record. Gene Ontology annotation, biological process: regulation of DNA-templated transcription.